Pelagomonas calceolata is the source of this 1868-nucleotide messenger RNA. Lineage: Eukaryota; Pelagophyceae; Pelagomonadales; Pelagomonadaceae. The record is from the annotation of a GenBank genome assembly.
CGCUCGGCCGAGCUAAGGUGCAGUCCGACGCCUACGCAGGCGCCCAGACGACGAGGACAGUGCCAGACAACCGCAGCGAUCGUCGAAGGCUGCCCCAGCAAGCUUGCCAGCCGCACGAGGCGACGGACGAGCACUUAAGCAAGGGCUGCCCCAAACAAUGCGAUAGCAUGCCCGACAUCCCCGAGAAGUACAAGACCCUGCGCGAGAUCACGGAGGCAAUAGCGAAGGCCGACGACGAGAUUAUUGAAUCAUACCAAACCUCGACCCAGCGGGCAAAGAGGUACAGCCGCGCAGUACUUGCAAGGGAGAACUACGCCGACGCCAAGUAUGAAGUAAAGGAGCGGACCGAGAAAGCGACGGCGGAUUUUUUGCGGGAGGCGGCGCACCACGACGUAAAACAUGCCAUUCACAAGGCCGAGCAUCGACUCGCCGAGGCAAGGUGCCAGGCGGUGUUCAAGCAAAGGCCUUUCCUGCAGCAUCUGGACAAGGCGCGAGACGCGGCGGCGACCCAGGGCCACGCCAAGAGAUCACAACACACGGUCGAGGCGGGCCCGUGGCGCGCCGCCGUCGUCGCGAAUUUGGAUAGCUUCGAGGAUUCAGUACGAAAGCCGGCGCACGAGGGCGGUUUAGGAUUGGGUCCGAAGGGCGACGCGUCUUCAAGUGGAGGUGAUGGGGACGAGCUCAUUGUUGGACUUAGAAGGUUGCGGCGCGAGGUGAACGCCUGCACGGGAAUCCAGGCCAUGGAGCACCUCGAGGCGCUGCGUAGAAGGUCCGCGGAGCUCGCGGCGCGCGUCGACCCGCACCUCGGGCGUCUGACAGAGCUCAAGAUUGAAGCUAAAAAGCGCGUCGAUGAAACAGAAAAGACGGAUGCGAAUCGCGCCGCAACCCUCAGAAAGCGCGCGGGCGGCGACGAGUUGAAUGAACUGAGGCGCGACCUCCGCCUCAAGGCUCAAGAAAUGCAUGAGGCCACGGAGGCGGCUUUGGUUGAUGACGGCGCGGACCCGAAACCAAGGAGAAAGUCGGUGAAGAAGCAAGUCAUACAAUCGGCGCUCGACGAGCCCUCGGACGCGGGCAUCUCUAACUACAUGCGCACGCGGCGCGCCUACCUGGGGGCGGAGGCCGAGGUCGUGGAAGACGCGCCGCAGUCGCCGCCCCGUUUUAAACCGGGCGGUAGGGUGGACGAGGCGCGCGCGCUCGUCGCUGAUGUUUUAAAGACGCCCGCGGAGCCGUUCAAGUCGCCCAAAGCAAAGUCGCCGGUCAAACGACCAAAACCCAAGAAGCGUGCGCCCGCGGCGGCGCAGGCUAGAGUUAGGGGCCCGCCGCCGGAGCUCUCCGAACUCAAAGGCAUCGUCGUGACCAGGGCAUCCGAAUCUAUGUAUGCGGACCGCUUCUACCGCUUCCUCGUGGACUGCUCGACGCGCGGCGACUGGCGCAAGGCCGUCCAGGCCUACCGCCUCAUGGUCGCCAAGGGCAUUGUACCGGACGCGCGGACGUGGCGCGUUUUAUUGCGAGCGGUGAAGAUCGGUGAGGAAGGGCGCGUUGCUUUAGUGUUACUGGAAGAGAUCGAGGCCCAGGCCGCGCAGCGCGCCGGAACGGACGGCCUCGUGCCGGUCGAGCUCUACAACUGCGCCCUCGAGGCGGCGGCGGCGGGCGGCGGCUGGCGGCGCGCGGUCCAGGUCUUCAACCGCAUGCGCCACAUGCGCGUCAGGCCGAACACGAGCACGUACCAGGCGCUCAUGGCGGCCGUCGCCCGGGCGCGGUGCGCGUCGACGGAGGUGUACGACGGCCUCAAGUACGCGGGCGUGCCCGAGUACCUCGCCUACACGGCUGCGGCAGCACACGCCCUGCGGUGGAGUAAUGGAUAGGUG